GGGACCGUCGGAGUCAUUCUUGGGGUGGGCCGAGGGCGUUUUCGACGUUUCGGUACGCGCGUGCCAUCGCAACGAAACGACUGGCCUCCAUUUAUAAAAUGUCCGGCUUUGGGCGCCCUCGCCCGCAUUCGAAAAGGCGCCCGUGAGACGGUCGAGGCGGAGAAAGAGAGAGACGCAAGGACGAGGCCGCUGGAGAGUUAGGAGAGAAAAAGUUGCGUGAUUCCGAAGAUGCCCUCGCCGCCCCCUCCCGGCCCUGACCUCCCCCUCUCCUGCUCGUCGGCGUCCUCGUCGGAAGAGGAGGAGGAGGAGGAAGAUCACGAGGAGGAGGACGACGACGAGGAAGGGGACGGUGUCGGAGAGGCUGAGGGCGACGGCGACGGUGAGGGCCACGUCACUCCACCUGCUGCCAAAACCCUAGGCCCUAAUUCAUCCCCUUCCUUCUCUUCGUCUUCCUCCGGCAGGGAGAACGGCUCCGCAGGCGGCGGCGGCGGCGGCGGCAAGAGGCCGCCUGCGGCGGACGGCGGGGUCGAGGGAGACGUCAAGCGUCUCCGCACGUCGUCGACGGCCGUGGUCGCGCAGGCGGUGACGCAGGCGACGCCGCUCUCGGUCGUGGUCUCCAUGCCGGCGCAGGUGCAGCCGAUGGACUCGGAGAUGGAGAAAAAAGCGAUUGUGAGCGUAGGGGAGGACUCCCGCCGGCUAUUUCAGAGGCUUUGGACGGAUGAGGACGAGAUCGGGUUGCUUAAUGGGUUCUAUGAGUAUUCCCGGAGGGGAAACCCUAAUUUCCAUGACAUGACGCCAUUUUACGAGCAGAUGAAGGCGACUCUGCAAUUCGACUUUAACAAAAACCAGCUUGUUGAGAAGCUCCGAAGGCUCAAGAAGAAGUACCGGAACGUUGUUCGCAAGCUGAGCUCCGGAAAGGACUUCGCUUUUAAGAGCGCCCACGACCAGUUAACGUUUGAGAUCUCGAAGAAGAUCUGGCAUGCUGGCUUCGCCCCGGUGGUGGACGACGAAGAGGAGCCGGUGGUCGAGCGCAAGCCGGGGCGCGGCUCACGGAAAUCUCAUGCUCAGACUCAUCAGCCGGCCCCUCCACCUCCGCAGCCCGUGGCCGACGGUGGGGGCACUGGAGUUGGUGGAGCAGGUGGAGGGGGUGUAGCGGGCACCGGUUCUGGAGGUAACUGCGGGAUCCCGUCUGUUCACAGCGUGGUGGAGGAGACGGUACGGAGCUGCUUGUCGCCGAUCUUCAAGGAGCUGAUGUAUUCUGCAGUAAAUGGGCCAUCGCACUCAGGGUUCGGACUAGGAAUGAACCCGUUGCCGUUGAGUUUCGGUGGUGCGGGUGAGUUCAAGGCCGUUGGGUCGGAUGAGAAGUGGCGGAAGCAGCAGAUUUUGGAGUUAGAGGUUUACUUGAAGAGAAUAGAGCUGGUGCAGGAACAGAUCAAGUUAACCUUGCAAGAGUUGAAGUCGUUGGGUACUUGAACAAACUAGAAAAGAGAAAAAAAAAAGGGAUCUUCUUCUUUUUUUCAUUUCCCUUUCUCUUCUUUCUUCUUUUCCUUUCCCCUUUUUUAGUUUCCCUGUGCUCUUUUCUUUGUCUUUUCUUGAUUGUUAUGACUCUGUUUAUUAAUGUGAAAAUGAUUGGGCUUA
Molecule: messenger RNA, 1638 nt
Organism: Nymphaea colorata (pocket water lily)
Lineage: Eukaryota; Viridiplantae; Streptophyta; Magnoliopsida; Nymphaeales; Nymphaeaceae
Product: probable transcription factor At3g04930
Exons: 1
Coding region: 229-1473 (414 amino acids)
Biological process (GO): regulation of DNA-templated transcription
Cellular component (GO): nucleus
Source: RefSeq, a predicted model, not a curated record